Molecule: messenger RNA, 1210 nt
Organism: Eucalyptus grandis
Lineage: Eukaryota; Viridiplantae; Streptophyta; Magnoliopsida; Myrtales; Myrtaceae
Exons: 1
Coding region: 100-1071 (323 amino acids)
Biological process (GO): polyamine biosynthetic process
Molecular function (GO): thermospermine synthase activity
Source: RefSeq, a predicted model, not a curated record
AUGUCGGCUGCGAAUUUUAUAGUUUCGAGUUGCGCCCGCGAGCUGUAAAUUAAAAUUCUUCGCUCCCUUGUGCUGCGCCCAACGCCAAUCAGACAAACGAUGUCGUCCCUCUCCUCGCCACUCGCUCACCUCCUUCCCCUUCCAAUCCCUCCUCCCAUCUCGUUCACCACCGCCUCCGCCCUCCGCCUCAUCCCACCGGAACGCCGCCGCCGCCAUUCCGUCUCCGUCUCCGUCUCCGCCGCCCCCGCCGCCACCCAGGACGAUGGGAUCCCCGCCGACGAUGUCAAGACCCUGGUCCGGUUCAAGUCCCGCCACAACUACAUCCGCGUGCUGGAGGUCUCCCGGCGGUGCGACCACCCCUUCGCCGGCUCCCGCCUCCUCCUCCUCGACUCCCCGGGCAACAUCCACAGCAUCUCCUUCCUCCUCAAGCCCCUCACCUCCACCUACCUCGACGUCUUCGCCACCCUGCCCCCCAUCCUCCCCCCCGGCCCCAUCGGCGUCCUCGGCUUCGGCGCGGGCUCCGCCGCCAGGCUGCUCCUCGAGCUCUACCCCCGCGGGGUGGUGCACGGGUGGGAGCUCGACCCGGCCGUCAUCGACGUCGCGAGGGAGUACUUCGGCCUCUCGCGGCUCGAGAAGGAUCACCGAGAUCGGAUCUUUGUCCACAUCGGGGACGCGCUGAAGGCGAGCGCGAGGGACGGCUUCGCGGGCCUUCUGGUGGACUUGUUCAGCAGAGGACGGUUGGUGCCGGAGCUCCAGGAUCCGAGGACGUGGGAGAGGCUGAGGAAGGAGCUGAGGAGGGGAGGGAGGCUGAUGGUGAACGCGGGAGGGAGCUGCGUGGAGGCGGAGGAUAAGAGCAGAGACGGGAGGGUGAUCAUGGAGGAGACACUGGAGGCGAUGCGUGAGGUGUUCGGGGAGCAGGUUCAGGUGUUGAGGCUCGGGAAUAGGCAGGACGACAGCUCGCUCGCUCUCACGGGUCGAAUGCCGGAUCUCGAUGCGUGGAAGGCGGGGCUCCCCAAGCCCUUGAGGCGUUAUGUCGAUCUGUGGAGGCCGAUCAGCGGUUAUAAGAGAUGAGUAAAGAAGGUGGAGCUGUUCAGGAUGAGGUGCACGUCAUGUGUUUGUGUUUAUUCCUGUGUGAGGAAGCUGGAGUGCGACUGAGCGUGUACUUGAAUUUGGACAAAUCAGUGAUGAAAUGCGACACCCAUUACUUGAA